AACAGUAUAGCACAGCCUGCCAUAGGGCAUACUGCUCUGCAAAGAUGGGCGAAGAGUUUGUAUUCAAGCUCCACUCGUAUGCUACGCCCUCGGUGACUAUAGCACUUCCCACCCCAUACGCGUUCUUGGACCCAUCCGUGUACACAGGUUGGUAUGAGGGAUAUUCGUUAAGGAGGUUCUCGUAUGCCUGCAGGUACCUUCCACGGGACAGUGUCCAGCAUCAUUUCAUGGAGCGGCGCUGGAGGGACUAUUCGGCGUUGCUCGAGAUGUUCCUGGAAUCUGAUACAGGCAGGGCGGGUAAUGUGUCCAAGGGCGGUACUCCCGACUCACAAUAUAAGCUGUUCGUCGGACUGGUUGCAAGUGUCGAUUUACGCGCGGACGAAUACACUAUGCAGCCGUAG
Photinus pyralis (common eastern firefly) is the source of this 401-nucleotide messenger RNA. RefSeq lists its product as uncharacterized. The transcript has 4 exons. Lineage: Eukaryota; Metazoa; Arthropoda; Insecta; Coleoptera; Lampyridae. The record is from RefSeq and is a predicted model, not a curated record. The coding region runs from base 45 to 401 and encodes 118 amino acids.